AUGUCCAGGGUAGACAAUGCUUCUCUGGAAGUCCCCACGCAAACUGACUGUGGAAGCAGCGGCAGCCUGGGGUUCAUUCAGUCCCAGGCGGCCCCGCAGGUAGAGGAUGACAUCAUGGAGGAGGCGGGGUGUGAGGAUCCAGGGCCCACUGCCACCCCGCCGCUGCCCUCCACCUCCUUGGCAUUGUCCUCAGCCUUGUCCUCCCAGGCCCAGAAGAAGCCAGCCAGGCGCACCAAGGCCCAGGUCCAGCAGAAGGUGAAUGAGCUGGUGCAGUUCUUGCUGGUGAAGGACCAGAAGAAAGUGCCCAUCCACCGGAUGGACGUGGUGAAGACCAUCCUGCAAGACUACAAGGACAUGGCCUCAGAGAUCAUCCAGAGAGUGGACCAGACCCUGGAUUACAUCUUCAGCCUUUGGCUCCAGGAGAUAGACCAGAAGUACCAUACCUACAUCCUCAUCAACAAGUUGGAGUGCCUGGGCGACAACGACGACGAUGGCAUGAAGGCUGACGAAGGUGUGGCCAAGAUGGGCCUCCUCAUGGUGAUCCUGAGCCUCAUCUUCAUGAAGGGCAACUCGACCAAGGAGGCCCUGGUCUGGGAGGUGCUCAAGAAGCUCCACGUGGAUCCGGAAAAGAGGCACAAGACCUUCGGCAACGACGUCAAGGACGAGUUUGUUUGUCAGAAAUAUUUGGAGUAUGUUCCAGUCCCCCAUACCGAUCCUCCAGAGUAUGAAUUCCUUUGGGGACCCAGAGCCACCCAUGAGACCAGUAAGAUGGAAGUCCUUUGCUUUGUGUCCAAGAUUCAAAAUCGGGAGCCUUCCAGCUGGGUGUCCCAAUACAACAAAGCCCUCCAAGAUGAAAUGGCAUCCACCUCUGCAUCUGCCUCUACUUCAGCCGGCAACUGA
This is a messenger RNA of Dromiciops gliroides (monito del monte), 900 nucleotides long. RefSeq names its product non-structural maintenance of chromosomes element 3 homolog. Lineage: Eukaryota; Metazoa; Chordata; Mammalia; Microbiotheria; Microbiotheriidae. The record is from RefSeq and is a predicted model, not a curated record. Gene Ontology annotation, cellular component: nucleus.